AUGCUUUAUUUGAACAAAUUGUGUUUAUUUUACUUGUUGUAUUUUAAUGAAUUUCUAAGUUUAGUUUUAGCAUUCACACCUACAAAUACAGUUUGGGGGCAUAAUACUGCUCUUGCUGAUUCUAAAAUAUACUUUACAGGUGGAGUGAUUCCAAAACAAACAAUUUGGAAGACUGUCAACGAUUUCUUUAAUACACCAAAUGAACUUGCCACACAAUCUAAAGAAUUCUAUUAUUUAGAUGUAUCAAAAAAUUUUAAAUUAAACGAGUGUGUAAUGCCUUGGACGGAUCUUAGUAUUGUAUCAGAAAUUCUUCCACCACAUUCCUGGAGUGCAUUUUCAUUUUGUGGACCUGAUACUUUAGUAAUGUUUGGUGGAGAUUUUGGUAAAGCAAAUCCCAUAAAUUUAGUUUUUAUUUAUAAUAUAAAAACGCAGAAAUGGAGCAAUCCAACAACUUUCAAUCAACCUAAUAAUGUACAUACUCGUGCUGCUUGCGACACGAAGGGUGGAGUAAUGUAUAUGUUUUCUUCAGUUAUGAAUAUUUUGGAUACAAAAACAUUAAAAUGGAAAGUUGGUAGUUCAAUUAAUAUCCCACCGGGAAGAUUUGAUUAUACUGCUACUUUAUUACCAAAUGGUAAUAUUGUUUAUAUAGGAGGCGUUUCAGGUGAAGUGGUAGAUUUGUUAAAGUUACCUUUGUAUAAUAUAAAUGAUGAUACAUGGUCUUCAAUGUGGGUUAAUGAAUUUAAUAUUAAUCCUGUUAGUACAGCACCAACUAAUCCCCGAGAUACUUCAAUUGAGACUACAAAUACUGAUACUGGGACAGAUCAUAAUAAUACAACAAAUGUUGGCCUAAUAAUAGCAACUGUAAUUUCAACAACUUUACUUAUUUUAGGAAUAAGUUUAUUAAUUUUUUAUUAUAAAAAAAAACAAAAACAAAAUCGUAAUACUUUAUUUAUACCCGCAAAAAUCGACUUUAAUACUCCUAAACUUACAAUUUAUGGCAUGACUGUUCCGAUGGUAAAUUCAGUAAAUAUCUAUAGAGUUAUUCUGGAUCAGACUAAUUUCAAUGCAUUUUCUUCCAGCGAAACCUAUCAUCUGAUUCCUGGCUAUGACCGGUGA
Messenger RNA from Entrophospora sp. SA101, 1116 nucleotides. The record is from the annotation of a GenBank genome assembly. NCBI's taxonomy places the organism in Eukaryota, Fungi, Glomeromycota, Glomeromycetes, Entrophosporales, Entrophosporaceae.